AUUUAUGGAAUCACCAGUCUUAUCCAAACAAUUAGAAUUAUCAGAAUUGAAAUAGAUCAUCAAAAAUAGAUUUUCUUUUGAUAGAAGAAAAGUAAUAUUCUUUACUUUAAACUCUUGUUUGUUGGGAUUGGCAGUAUUUAGUUUAUUUUCAGCGAUCACUCUUGAAAGCAAUUCAUAAAUAUUUAGAAUAAGAACUUAUUUGACAGAUUAAAAUCUGUCGAAUAGAGAAUAAGCCAGAAAAUUAGAAACUAUAUUGAUUCCUUAAAAUAUUGCUCAAUUAUGUACAAUUGUUGCCUCCAUUAUUGGUUAUUAUGGAAUUUAUUAAAAAUCCUAAAAAGUAUUUACAAUUUGAAUGUCUUUAGAUUUUACAUCUUUUUCCUAUCAGUUUAGGUAUUAGUUUAGCUUUCAGAACCAUAGCUACUAUAGUAAUUAUCUCAUAUUUUAAUACAAUAUAAUCAGUAUAAAAUUAUGAAAAAAUUAUAGGUAUUUGAAGAAGAGGUAGGAACUUUUAUAACUUUACAAAUUUUAUUUUUGGCAUUUAAUUGGUUGUUUUGUGUUUUUGCUUAUUAACAGUUUAAGAAAGCUUAAGUUGAAUAUCAUAUAGUCACUAAAGAUAGAGAGAGAUUGAUUAUGGAUAAUAAUAUGGCAUAUGAAUUAAUAAAGAAGAUUAUAAAAAAUUGAUGAUUGUAUUAUAAUACAUAUACGGAU
Messenger RNA from Paramecium sonneborni, 708 nucleotides. Lineage: Eukaryota; Ciliophora; Oligohymenophorea; Peniculida; Parameciidae. The record is from the annotation of a GenBank genome assembly.